Messenger RNA from Gamsiella multidivaricata, 2666 nucleotides. RefSeq lists its product as uncharacterized. The record is from RefSeq and is a predicted model, not a curated record. Bases 177 to 2492 code for a protein of 771 amino acids. NCBI's taxonomy places the organism in Eukaryota, Fungi, Mortierellomycota, Mortierellomycetes, Mortierellales, Mortierellaceae. The transcript has a single exon.
CUCUCUCUCUCUCUCUCUCUCUCUCUCUCUCUCUCUCUCUCUCUCUCUCUCUCUCUCUCUCUCUCUCUCUCUCACACACACACGCAACCACAUCGCGCGAAACAAAAAGAACACACUCAAUCACCCAUCCUUCUUUCUCUUUGUCCUUCUGUACAUAUCUCAAAGAAAAAGCAACCAUGGUACGACAGCGCUCCGACUCCAACACCGCCUACAGGCAAAGCAAGGACACUCCCGAGACCCCUCUCACCCCACGCACUCCUCGCUCACCCCAUCUUCACCGCUCCCGUCUUCUCUCACCCUCUCAAUCGCGCCUGUCCGCAGCAACACCACCACUAUCACGCCCUGCACUCAAGCGAGAGCACACGGACGAUGUCGAUAUGGACGGAGACAACGACCUGGGUGCGGUCCCCACAAGGCUUGCUCGUCUUCCCAACGCCAAACCAACGCCUUCAGAACUCCUCUCCAUGGACCUCAAUACUCUUGCACUGCGCACCAUCAGAGGCAGCAGCGACCAUAGGAGCCCCAACAGCCUCAAUUCUGGCUUUGCAACACCCUCCGCAAGACUGUCGGACGAUGCUCUCGAGCACAUGAACAUCAGUCUGCCUUUUGAGCGGUUUUUUGGCUCUCCUCCUUCGUCCUCUCCACGAACUCCAUCCAAUGACGGUACCCUAGAGUCCGUCCACCGAUACCCAACACGCACUCCACCACGCGAGCCCACCCGGAAUGUUCAGUUGACGCCUGUGAAAUCUAGAGCUGCGCUCAAGACCAGGAUUACAACACCGCCAAACUCGGGCACCGCUCAGCAAAGGACGCCGUUCAGUCCACAACAAGAGAGCAACAGCAUCAGCAGCAACGGCAGCAACGGCAGCAGCACGCGACAGUUUAUGGCCGAUGAAGAUAAUAACCUGUUCUUGACACAAUCGCCUCGAGCUAUCCGGACUCCGCGAAGGAGCAUGAACCGUACAGACCAGUCCAGUCCCGCCAAUAUCACCUUGACAGAGAAACCUGUACCGGUACCAGAAUUGCUGAUACCCUCUACUGGCCAGUCAGUCGCAGGCCCAUCAGGACAAGGCAGCAACAGCAACAACAGCAACGGCAACGGCAGUGGCAAUAGUAGUAGUAGUAGUAAUUGCCUCCAGGGCGAUGUUAUCCGUUUAGAUGAAGAUGAUACAGUCGAGACAGAGUCUGUCCAGAGUUCUACAGGAGGAGAUCUGGAGAAGGAGAACCAUACACCGAAAUACUCGCAGGACUCGACGAAUCCGUUCUAUAUCGGAGGCGGCGGCAGUUCAGGAUUGGAAUCAAAACGGCCCAUGCGAUCGAACACAAAGGUGACGGAUGGAUCAACAACACCCACAGGACCGACAGGACCCACAGGGUCGAUUACUCGGUCCAGACGAUUGGCUUUGGGUUCAAUCUCUCCAUGGCGAUGGAACACAUUUGAUGAAUUCACGACCAAUCCUUCAGCACUCGCUCAUUACAAGGGCGCAAAGGCCUUGGGACUGACGGACAGCACAGGGAGUCCAUGCUCGAAAGCAGGAUAUGCAGUAUCAGAAUGGGUCGAAUCAGUUUCUCAACAAAAGAAUACGGCCCUGUCGAAUGACUCAGCAGCUGCCUCGUCAUUAUCCGCUUCAGCACCAGGAUCAUCGUCGGCGUCCUCUUCGUCCACGCCAAGGAACCGCCAGACGAUGAAUGGCAGACCCUCGUGCACAGCACCAUUGGGAUCCUCUACGUCCUCAUCGUCGUCGUCAUCCAUGUUGAACCCUGUUAUCGGUAGCAGCAAGGGCCUCAGUGGCAAGAUCUCGGACCACCAUUCUAACUCUGCAGAGUCUGCGGAGCGCAAGGGAGGACCCUCAUCCAUGGUUGCCAAGCUGACAGAAAGUGUGAUCCAACCGCACUCGGUAGCGUUCAAUCGACGGGCCCAACAGGUUGCUGGACGGAUUUAUUACUGGAAGCAUGGGGUCUACCAUCUGGUGAGCGAGCAGGACAAGCAACAGUGGCCUGGAGAGUGGAAGUUUGAGGUGUUCCAGGACCCAGAGUCGUCGAGCGGAGGUGGGCCAUCACAGACAGAGAAUGGCGGGGGUUCAGAAUCGACUACGAUGGGUACGCUCUAUACGGGCAAGGGCAAGCUGACGGAUCGACAAUUGACUGGACCGGCUUCGAAGCGGAUGCGGGUCCAUCGGGAGCCUCUGGGAGGACUCUGUGAGCAGAGCAGCAGCAGCAGUAGCAGCGGCGCACACCAUCAUCAUCAGCAGCAACAACAACAACAACAACAACAACAACAACAACAACAACAGGAAGUGGAUUUAGGGUCGGGAAUGGAACGGGAUAUGACGACGCCGCCGCCGAGUCCGAGCAGCGGUCGUGCGUCCAAGAUGCGACAGGAGGUUGGUCAACGGACGAAGCAGUCGCGACUUCAGGCACGAUAUGACUUUCGAGAACGGCGGAUGUUGAACGGUCCGUUGACGCCUCGUUCUCGGCGUUGCGGCGUAUAAACCCCCGCCUCGCAAAAGACUUUACGGUCUCUUUUCCCUCCUCUCUCUCUUUUUUCGCACUGUAGUUCUCACGGCCUGAAUAAUUGGUAUUAUUUUUGGAGAAAGAAAGGAGGAGGAGGAGGAGGAGGAGGAGGAGGAGGGAGAACCCUGUUCAAAGUAUAUGUUGUUUUCACC